This is a messenger RNA of Tigriopus californicus, 1230 nucleotides long. Its product is annotated as tyrosine-protein phosphatase non-receptor type 23-like. Lineage: Eukaryota; Metazoa; Arthropoda; Copepoda; Harpacticoida; Harpacticidae. The coding region runs from base 142 to 963 and encodes 273 amino acids. The transcript has 3 exons. The record is from RefSeq and is a predicted model, not a curated record.
GCGACAAAGACAUCUUCCUGUAACAACACCCGAGGAAGAUGAAAGAUGCCCACGAGGGUUUGACUCUGAUUCAACUAUAAAAGCCUCGGCCAGACGUGGAUUCAGUAUCAUUGUUUGGUUGUACACAAACAGAAAAGCAUCAUGAACGCUCUGCUCGCCGUGUCCCUUUGCUUCGCUGCAGCUUUGGCCGAUCCCCAAGUGGUUUUGCCCAAUGGACAGCUUUCCGGACCCGCUCCACUCCUCAGAUCCAUCGUGAACGAAGGACCUCAAGUGGGUCCUUUAACUCCCGCUUUUGGUGAUCUCGUUCUGACUCCCAGAGGAUACGCUUCCCUUGACCUCGAGGGAUUCUCAGAGGAUCUUGAUCAAGAUGGUUUUGUCGACCCUGUUGCCGCUGCCGGUCUCCCCGUUCCUGCUAUUGCUCCCCUGGCUUAUGCUCAAGGACCCGCUCCUUUAGCUCUUGCUCACGGACCCGUUCCUUUGGCUGCUGCUCACGGACCUGCUCCUUUGGCUGUUGCUCAAGGACCCGCUCCUCUGCCGUAUGCCCCUGCCCCUCUCCCCGCUCCUCUUCCUGCCCCUUUGCCUUUGGCUCACCCCGCUCCUAUUGCUACUCAUGUGCCCGUUCACCCCACCAAACACGUGUUGGUUGAGGAGCCCGUGACUGUGGUCGAGCACGUGCACCACGAGCCCGUCCACCACGUGAAGAAGUCACAUGGCUACAGCAACGAGUAUGCCAGCCACUACGGCUACGGUUAUCCCUCCAAGUACGCUUAUGGCCCUGCCCAUUACAACAAGUACAACAAGUACAACAGCUAUAACCGAUACAACAAGCACCACGGCAGGCCCAGCUAUUACAGCAAGAACUACAACCACCACGGCAAGAGCUACGGCUACAGCAAGUACAACCGUUACGGAUAUGGCAAGUCUCACGGCUAUGCUGCCCGUUACGGUCGUUAUCACCACUAAGUGUCAUGUGCGUGCUGGAUGCGCUUCACCAAAGACUUACAAUGACUCUCUCCAAGUGUUGGAAGUGUAACGUGUUACGAUUCUCUUUGCCGCCCUUUUGUCUCCACCAGAAUCAGGGUGCCCUCAGGGUGUCUCAUCACUUAUAGUCCUAAACGCUCAAGUGUACAACAGAUGCAAUGAUUUUUAUCUGCUAUAUUUUUGUUUGUGUAAUCGCUGUUUCCCCAAACCCUAUUUGACUACAAUACACAAAUACAAAUGAAGUUUUAA